This is a messenger RNA of Seminavis robusta, 1854 nucleotides long. The record is from the annotation of a GenBank genome assembly. NCBI's taxonomy places the organism in Eukaryota, Bacillariophyta, Bacillariophyceae, Naviculales, Naviculaceae.
GCUGGAUCUACCGUACCGUACGGGACGGGCCGCUACUACACUAUGGUGUCAUACUGGCUAGCUAGACUACUUUCUGUCUCAUCUUUUUGGUGAUCUGAGAAAAGCCACUGUCUGGUAGUGAGAUUCUGAAGGCAAAAGGAGAGGAAAGGAACAGCUGCUUCAGCACCAUGCAAAUUUCUUGUGUGAGUAGUUUCUUUUGGUGCCUGUUGGAAAUUAAUUUCACCCCCAACAUCCCAAGCCUCGACUCCACUCACUCCAUCAUGGGACAAUUCAGCCGAACUGGGGGUUUUCGUACGGCGGUGAUGUGUUGGUGCGGUGGUGCAUGGUGAAACUUUGGCUGGUUGGGCAGCGAGUGCGUUGCCACUUGGCUGAGCAUGCUCCUUGGAUCCUUUGCCGCCGCACACAGAAAUGAAUACAGUACAUAUCCUCGCGUCCUCUUGCUAGACCGUGACCAGUACGGUGGUGUUGGCCAUGAGAGUUGCGUGAUGGACACUGGGCGGACUUUCAGCCGCGUACUGUACCACUACCGGUACUAAGGUAGCAUUAGGGUUAUCGAACCCGAAGAAAAGAUCCCAAAGAUCUUCCACAAAAAUCAGAAGCGCUCGCCACCCAUCGCCACACCGCCACAGGUUUAUCAUUAUCUUCGAGGAUGCUACUCCAGACUUUUUCUUCUACCUCGUCAAGCACUUCUAUAAGUCCCGGUGCUCUUGUUCAUUUGGGACUACAGGCAGCCGCAGCUCUCUUUCAGGUGCCGUCGGAUACCUUUGUCCAGCAGCUUCCCAUGAUUGCCCCGUUGCCUCAAUCUCCUGCAGAAGUGGCUUUGCGAAAAUCGGUGGACGAAUUACUAGAUGAAUCUAUGGAACCAUGGGCCAGCAGGCCAGGAUACCCCAUCUUUGAUGAUGAUGAUGAAGAUUGCAACAUUGUCAAUACAAAAAUGCAACGAUUUUCAAUAAAAACUUCAGACGGCAAUGUUGGUGACGCCCAGCAGCAAAGAACACCGGCCACCUACGGUGAAAUAACAUCGGUGGGGGCUCGGCAGCUCUUUUAUCACAUGGGCUUAACAACAACAACAACCGGAAAUGAACAUUCAAAAGAGGAAGACGAGGAGAUUGUGUUUGUGGACUUGGGUUCUGGUCGUGGGAAACUGAUUCUACAAGCAUUCAUGGAACUUCCAAUUUUGUCCAAAGCUGUUGGCAUUGAGUUGGCUCCACAGCGACAUGCAACAGCUGUUUCAGCAUGGACAGACCUACAAUCCACAGCCAAGGAACUCCGAUCCGGUCGUUCACAAGAAACAACCACGGAAGCUACCGUCGAGUUUCUAAAUGAAGACUUGCUGGAGGUGGACUUGUCCAAAGUCACACACAUCUAUAUGGCUUCUUUAUGUUUCCCAGAUGCUCUAAUGCAUCACAUUGCUGCCAAAUUGGAAGAGAAUGCUCCGAACUUGAAAUGUCUGGCUACAUUGAGGAAGUUUGAAACUUCCCCAAAGCUUGCUAGUAAGACAAUUGGAUUUCAGCAUCGCACCGAGUACAUUGACAUGACCUGGACGCAAGAAAGCAGUCGAGGAUGUCCAACUUUUGUUUACACAAAGGCCCCUUUAGCCUGAGACUGGUCACUAUGUCGUCAUGGAACGACUUUGCGAACAACACUGUGACAAAUUACACAAAUCCUGGUUGAACAGUGCAAACCACAAAGCCAAGUCUACAAGUUCGGUCAAAUGAAUUGGCGAGACUGAGCGUUUUGGAAGCGCUCAGAAUUGCUUUGCCAAAGCACUUUUCCAUUCCGAGGAACUGGUAUCGAUGGUGCUUGUGUUAUCAGCACACAUUGAUCUAAUAAGGCGUGCAGAUUAAUAUGUCA